UUUAUAGGGGCUUUUUUCACCAAGUUUUUUUAGUGGGAGACCUAAAACUACAGAGGAGAAGAGAUGGUACUGGACUGGAAAAGGACCUUGAGUCAUGUUUGAGCCCUGCCCACAGGGCUAUGGCUGCGGUAAUUAAUGAUACAUGAUACAAUGAUACAUCGAGUAAAUUAUGAAAGAAUGUUCUUUUUUGGGUGAAGUAUUUCCCUUAUACAGUCUUAGUGUCAGUUUUCAGUGAUGUUGAAUGAUCAUUAACAUCUUUUAAAUCUCCUUUAUCGAUAGUGUUUUACUUAAAUUUCACAUUUGAGCAAAUUAUAAAUUGUAGUAUUUAGUAGACAGAAAUUACACAAUCCUAUGGAAACGGAAGUGCAAUGCAUAUGCUUACAUAGUAUUUUUAAAUAAAUUUAGAUUUGAUCUUCCAGAAACUCAUUAGCAUCUGAUUGGAUGUGAUGGCACUUUAUUUGAAUGUAACAUGGGGUCAAAUUUGAAUGUGACUGUAAACUGUGUAGACCGCAGUCUAUUGCAUGCUGUUUGUGUAUGAAAGAAACCUCCAGGAUGGAUGAACAAUUUGACCAUGUUCACAGGUCAGGAAGCUUGUGUGGCAGGUCACUAUGUUCUCUAAGCCUUGCUAUAUUUAGCCAAGUCGUUGGGUGCUCUUUAGUUCAGAGUGCUUCUGUAGGCAGCAUAGACAACAAAGUAAAAACAAAUAGCUUUUUAUUUUAUUCAUUUUUUCAAUCAGGAUGUGGGAUCAGGGAUACUGUUUGCUCUUUAUGUGUCCUCAAGGAUACAGUCAAGGUUAAGUUUGCUCCUGCAUGACAGGUGCAGCAACUUUAUUUAGAACUGCAGUUCACAGUUGCAAAACCAGUUAUUCUUCUGCAUAGCCUUCCUCUAUUAUCAGCUGUAUUUUUCUGCUGCUGACUCAAAAUAGACAUCGUCUUGCUCAGUAUUCUUUUACCAAGAGAAUUGUUGACUAAGGCUGCUGUAUUAUAUCUCUUGAGAGUAAUUAUGCUUACAUUUUCAUAGUACUAGCCUUUUAAGCAUGUAAUUUUUAACAGCAAAGCAUUUCCACAAGAUACAUUGGCAGACACCCAGAUCCUUUAAAGUGAUUCAACUCACCUUUUGGAGCUUAAUGGCACCAUCCAUAAUGUUCCUCUCAGAGGAGUGUCCAAACAGAAAUCCUGUCAUUUAUUUCAGACCAUUCUUUGAGCCAAUAGGGGGUAGUUUAGGUGGAUUCGCAAGGGGCAGGAUGCUGCCUUUAGUUUUUAAGUGAAAAAUAUUGGUAGAGAGAUGUUUUUCCAUCUGCAAGCCCCUGUCUGCUUUUACAGACGAGUCUUUACAGCUAGGUAAGUUCCCUAGAUUUGGUUGUUCUGAACAUCAGCUGCAUGCAAACUAGGCCUGUUGUUUUCACUGACACUUGAGGCUAAUGUAUUUUGUCAGAGUUAGCUUGCCUCUAUAAGAGGCUUUAACGCUUGGUUAAUCAAACAGAACUGUGGAUUCCCAGAUAAACAGACCUGGGUUGAGAGAAAAUCCUCUGAAGUGUAAGGUGUGAAAAAGUCAAAAUAAAUCAACUGUAAUGGCACUGUAAUGAAGUCCACACAGGUAUCGUCUGGGUCUUAUCAAAUGGGUUGUUGGCCAGGUGAUCAGUUCACCUAGUUUUUCUGCUGUUUGCUUGCCCAUGUAGCUGAGAAAUCUGCCUGUGUGUUUAAUAUCAAGUUACACAACAAACAGGGGAACUACUAAUUUGCAGCAAACAUAUGACCUAUUUAACAAUAAUUGGUUUUAACAGAAUAGAACAAUGCUGUUGGAGCUCUUAAAUGAUUUAUAAAAAUGAAUUAAAGGAUGCUUCGAUCACACUCUAGCUGUCUUAUCUUUGAUCAGUAAAAGCCAUAACACUGAUAAUCGGUUUCGCCUGUUAGCUGUUAAUGGGUGGAGGGACAGAGUUCAUUUCCUUGCAAGGUCAUUCUAAAGUUUUCAAUCAAAGCUUUUUUUGUUUGCAUAAUUGAUCAUUUAAGUAAAGCCAAAAAAAUUCCUGAAAUGCUCUUCUAUUUUUUAAACUUUGGUUCACUUUUCUUUCACAAUUGAUACUGUGGUGGAGUGUGCCGUUCUUUAUCAGUGAUUUGUACAAAUGCCCUGCAUUAUCUCAGAACUUUGAUGGCUAUGUCAUGGUACAGAGGUCCAAGCAGUUACCGGCUCCUGAGACUGAUGUAGUCAUUCAGAUAGUUCAAAGUGGCAUGUCUUUCAAGAUGGACUGCAUUGAAAGUGAACUGCCAAUAACGCAAGAUCGUUUGGAGGUGUCUGGCCCCGCGGUAUCUCCCAAUGCUCUGUCGUAUAGUUCAGAUGGUGGUCAGUAUGGUGUGGAUUCAGUGGAUGGCACCCCGGACCCUCAGCGCACGAAACAGGCCAUUGCCCAACUGCAGCAGAAAAUCCUCAAACUCACAGAGCAGAUCAAAAUAGAACAAACUGCAAGGGACGACAAUGUAGCCGAGUACCUGAAGCUGGCCAACAAUGCAGACAAACUGCAGAGCGCACGCAUAAAGCAGGUGUUUGAGAAGAAGAACCAGAAGUCUGCACAGACCAUCCAGCAGCUCCAGAGGAAGCUGGAACAUUACCACCGUAAGCUUAGAGAAGUGGAGCACAAUGGAAUACCACGCCAGCCCAAAGAUGUCCUGCGAGACAUGCACCAGGGUUUGAAGGAUGUGGGUGCCAAGGCGUACUUGAGCCUUACUGAUGGUGCUGUGGGGGUGCUUGCGGCAAAACAGGUGACUGGUGGCCUCUCCAGUUUCUCUCAGGCUACCCACUCCGCCGCAGGAGCAGUUGUGUCCAAACCCCGCGAGUUUGCCUCUCUUAUUCGCAACAAGUUUGGAAGUGCAGACAAUAUCUCUGCCCUAAAAGACUCUUUGGAGGAACAACAAGGGGAUGAACCUGUACCAAGUGCAGGGACAGCUUGCACCAGGACCCCAGUACCUGGGCAGCUCCAGUCAAGCCCAAAAUUCGGCAGUGAGGACGAUUGCUCCAGCGCUACGUCAGGGUCAGUAGGUGCAAAUAGCACCACUGGGGCUCCGGGAGGGCCUCCAAGUUCAAAGGGUAACACACUGGAGCACGGCCAGAGCUCUGUCUUCGAUGCUCUGCUGCAUGAGAUCCAGGAACUGAAGGACAACCAGAAUCGACUUGAAGAAUCCUUUGAAAACCUAAAGAGUCACUACCAGAGGGAUUAUACGGAUAUCAUGCAGGCUCUGCAGGAGGAGAGAUACAGGUGUGAGCAUUUAGAAGAGCAGUUAAAUGACCUAACAGAGCUGCAUCAAAAUGAAAUUCUCAACCUGAAGCAGGAGCUGGCCAGCAUGGAGGAGAAAAUCGCAUACCAGUCUUAUGAACGAGCCAGAGACAUACAGGAGGCGCUGGAGGCUUGUCAAACGCGCAUUUCUAAGAUGGAGCUUCAACAGCAGCAGCAACAGGUGGUUCAGUUAGAGGGUUUGGAAAAUGCUACAGCACGCACUUUACUCGGCAAACUCAUCAAUGUGCUGCUGGCUGUCAUGGCUGUUCUUCUAGUGUUUGUCUCGACAGUCGCAAACUGUGUGGUUCCAUUGAUGAAAACACGUAGCCGUAUGCUUUCCACAGUUCUCCUUUUCAUAAUCUUGGCUUUUCUCUGGCGGAAUUGGGAAACCAUGUCGCAGUAUGCAGACCGAUUUCUGCUGCACCACAGAUGACCUGCAGGGUGGUUGUUUAAUGAAGGGACUGGAGGGUUGGAACUUUAAGAAGACUAACACUGCCUCAGUUGCACUUGGGACAGAGGGACAUUGCACAAGAGUGGUGGACAUGGAUAAAUCCCACAACCUCUUUUUUUUUCACCGAAGGAGUGAAUUUGUUUACAUUUUUGAAGACCUUUUUCCCGUCAACAUGAAUUGAGUUGCUGAGUUUCCCGUUAUUUGUUGUGGGAAAUGAUGCAUGUUGUGUUGUUCAUUGUUCUUGUAAUUAUUGUUAGGAUAUACAUUUAUGCAAUUUACUGAGUGUGGUGUUGCAUUGAAAUGAGUGGUUUUAACAUGGACUGGAUGGAGAUUUUUCUCCUCAUUUUUAAUACCAUAGUUACUGCUCUUUUACCUUCUAAUCUGUUCCUUUUAUUUCUCUCUCUCUUUGCUAUGGUCUUCUCCCUUUUAACUCUCCUAUAAAUUUCCUGUACUCAUCACUUCCUUUUUCCACUCACAACCGUUUGCUGCUGUAUGGACUUCACUGCUGUUGUCACUGAAUGAAGGAAAAAAUGGAUUCUGUUGGAGAGGAGGUGUCUUGAGUGUGAUUUGAAUGGGCUUUUAAGACUAGGCCAAAGAACCAGAACAUACUGAUCCCGAGCAGGCCCAGACUGCCCCUUCUUCAUCACUGGCCUGGCCCCAUGCCCCCUCUGGCCUGCCCUAGUAGAGGCACAGUCCCCUGAUAUAUGAACUAAACAAACAUACUUGAAGAGCAAGAAAUGCUCAAAGACUCUCAGUGCUUCCGUACUCUUUCUUAUAGCGACAAUGAAAUAGUCCUUUUUAGUUUUAUUUUUUAUUUUUUAAAAUAAAAAGAAUAAACAUACUGUUUUAAAAAUGCUAAGCUUUGUCUCAUGAUAUUUGUGUAAAUUGAUAUUUUUGCUUCUGUAUUGUCAUACACAUACUAGAAGUAAUUGCUGGAUGCCUGUGCUCUGAGUGAAAAAAAUGUGUGCCUGAUGUUAAAGGAAUAUUCGGGUUCAAUACAUGUUAAGCUAAAUCGACAGCAUUUGUUACGAUUACGUCAAAAAACGUUUUUUUUUUUUUAGGUAAUCAUAAUAAUGUUGAUUACCUCAAAAAAUCAAUUUGACCCUCCUUUUCAUUAAAAAUAGCAAAAUUUGAGGUUACAGGGAGGCAUUUACUAUGGAAGUGAAUGGUGUCAAGUUUUGGAGGGUUUAAAUGCAGAAUUAUGAAUUUUAGAAUUUUAUAAAAGCACUAGCUUUAAUUAUUUUGUUAACUAUUUUUUUACAGUCAUCUUAGGAUUUAAGAGUCAGUUGACAUUACAAAGUUGUAAAAUUUGCUGUAACUUCACACAGAAAAGGUUAGUAAUUGAUUCUAUCACAAUAUAUUGUAUACAUCAUCUGGCUAUAAUUUUGAAAACAUGAAUAUUUUAACAUUUACGGAUUGAUCCCAAUGACUUCCAAUGGAAGUGCCUUGCUGUGACCUGGAUUUUUUAUAAAGAAAAGGAGGGGCAAGUCAAAAUUAAAUUUUUGUGGUAAUCAAUAUUAUGCCACUAAUAUUGAUUACAAUUAUUUUAUUUUUAAUUAAAUCUCAACAUGCAUUGUCUAGCUGUAGGUUUUUAUUUUUUACAAAUUAUUUUGUUAUCUUGGGGGUUUUAGACAGCAUUUUUUAUUAAACUAGUUGAAUGUGGUCUUGUAUAUUCCUUUACCCCCAACAGGGGACAUCAAAUAGCUUAUUAUGGGUUGGAUGCAUCAGUAGCUGGGAUAAGAAUAUACCCAACACUUUAUUAAUAUGAGGCGCCACCUGUUGGACUGGAUGUUUCAUAAUCAUCCAGCAGAAUUCUUUAUAGUUUAUACAGUAUUUUACGUGCAUUUAAUAAUUUAUUUUAAUCAGAGCUUAUUGAG
This is a messenger RNA of Xyrauchen texanus (razorback sucker), 5596 nucleotides long. RefSeq names its product transmembrane and coiled-coil domains protein 1-like. The record is from RefSeq and is a predicted model, not a curated record. The transcript is spliced from 6 exons. NCBI's taxonomy places the organism in Eukaryota, Metazoa, Chordata, Actinopteri, Cypriniformes, Catostomidae. The coding region runs from base 2160 to 3701 and encodes 513 amino acids. Gene Ontology annotation, cellular component: endomembrane system.